AUGGCCCUCCUCCCUCUGCUGCCUGGAUCCCGCGCCAGCCCCUCCUUCCUCGCGCCUCCCUCUCCUGCACCCCAUCGCUGGAUCGCCCCCGCCUCUGCCUCCGGCCACCGCCAGCGAGCAGCUCCGCCAGAGCCAUGCCUACUCGCCGGACCGCCUCUGCCAUGGCCUUCCUCCAGCCCCGAGUCGCUGCUCCUCCUCCACGCCACAGCCACCUCCUCUCCCGCUCCUCCUUCGCUUGUCGCCGCGCUGGCCAUCAACUCCGGCGUGCGCUGCCUCCGCAUCCGAGCUGCUCUGCUCCGCAUCUCCCUUCUCCUCUUCGGGUUCGUUCCCAUCGCCACCUCGAGCCCCAAGCGUCGCCCCGUCCUCCGCGAGCACCCGCGCCCGCAACCAUCUUCAGCCGCUCCCGCUGCAGCCCCAGCUCCUCCCCUGUUUUGA
Messenger RNA from Aegilops tauschii subsp. strangulata, 435 nucleotides. Lineage: Eukaryota; Viridiplantae; Streptophyta; Magnoliopsida; Poales; Poaceae. The record is from RefSeq and is a predicted model, not a curated record.